AUGGCCGACCCAGCUCCUCAGAAGGCGCUCAUUGUCGGCAUCUCCGGCCCCUCGUCUAGCGGUAAAACCACCCUUGCCCGCCUCCUACAGCGCAUCUUCAGCGGCGUCCGCCUCGAUGCGGCCACGGCCACAAUCUCUACGAAAAACCCAAACACCAAGCCCGAAACCCUGAAUACCUUUAUCAUCCACGAAGAUGACUUCUACUACCCGGAUGACCAAAUCCCCUGGACAACCACACCCUCCGGCAAAACAGUACAAGACUGGGAUACCGCCGCCGCCAUAGACACAGGCUUUCUAGCGCAAGCACUUAGCUACGUGCGCGCGCACGGCCGCCUGCCGCCGCGCCUGCAAAGCAAAGAAGACCAGAACGAAGACAGCGGGUCCGGCGUGGCGGACGCCGUGGUACAGGAGCUCCGUGCGCAGGUCGCGGCGCAGCUGGCAGGCGCGCAGGGGAGGCCCGACACACUCGCUUUCAUGGAGGGCUUUUUGCUCUACGGACCGCAGGAGGGUGGGAACAGCGAUGGCGAGGCGCUGCGGAGAGUGCAGGGGCAGAUUGGGCUACCGCUGUUCUUGCCGGCGGGGUAUAGCACGGUCAAGGCGCGGAGGGAAGGGCGCAGCGGGUAUGUGACUAUUGGGCCGGCGCCGGGGCCUGAAGCUGGGGUAGACGUGGAGGGGGGAAGGCCGCACGGAGAAAAUGACAGGGAGAUAGACUUGGAGGGAGAAGAUGAUCGGCCGCCGCAGAAUUUCUGGACAGAUCCACCGGGAUAUGUGGAUGAUAUUGUGUGGCCGCGGUAUGUGCGGGACCAUGCGUGGUUGCUUGUGGCGGACGAGGGGAAGGAAGGAGAUCUGGUGGCGCGGGUUGGGGAAGGCCUGGAGGUGAGGGCGGAUGCUGGGGUGAAGGUUGCGCCGGGCAAAGGGGCGGCUGGGAUGGAAUUUGUGUUGAAAUGGGCUGUCGAGGAGGUGUUGAGGUUUUAUCUAGAGGCGAGGUAG
Molecule: messenger RNA, 990 nt
Organism: Penicillium macrosclerotiorum
Lineage: Eukaryota; Fungi; Ascomycota; Eurotiomycetes; Eurotiales; Aspergillaceae
Product: ribosylnicotinamide kinase
Exons: 2
Coding region: 1-990 (329 amino acids)
Source: RefSeq, a predicted model, not a curated record